Messenger RNA from Entrophospora candida, 648 nucleotides. Lineage: Eukaryota; Fungi; Glomeromycota; Glomeromycetes; Entrophosporales; Entrophosporaceae. The record is from the annotation of a GenBank genome assembly.
AUGUCACAACAUAAUAUUAAUUUUGAAUCGGUGUAUGCCGUUGAUAUAAAUCCUAUUAAUGAAGAAAUAAUUAUAUCCGGAGGAGGAGAUAAUAAAAGUUAUCUGUGGAGGUCAGAUACUGGUGAAAAGUUGCACGAACUUUCUGGUCACGAUGAUUCAGUUGUCUCAGUGUCAUUUAGCAAAGAUGGACAAUAUGUAGCAACUGGUGGUAUGGAUGGUAAAAUUAUGGUAUGGAAGGUUGAGAAUGGUCAACAUGUUGCCACACUAGAAGGUCCAAAUGAAAUUACAUGGUUGGAUUGGCAUCCCAAGGGCAAUGUUAUUUUGGCUGGUACUGCUGAAUCAACAAUCUGGAUGUGGCAAAUACCUUCAGGCAACUUUAUGAAUCUAUUCGCUGGACAUUCAGCAUCAGUUACUGCGGGUCAAUUUACUCCAGAUGGUAAAAAGAUUGUUACAGGAUCAGAGGAUUCAUCAUUAAUAGUAUGGGAUCCAAAAAAUGCCACAUCUAUUUUUAAAUUAUCAAAUGAUGACUCAAGAUUUCAUCAUGAAGGAAUAACUUCACUUGCUAUCAAUAAAGAAAAUAGUUUAGUUCUCACAGGUUCUAUGGACCAUUCUGCUAAAUUAAUCAAUCUAACGAAUGGACAUGUAUGA